Molecule: messenger RNA, 1077 nt
Organism: Phaeoacremonium minimum UCRPA7
Lineage: Eukaryota; Fungi; Ascomycota; Sordariomycetes; Togniniales; Togniniaceae
Product: putative het and ankyrin domain protein
Exons: 2
Coding region: 1-1077 (358 amino acids)
Source: RefSeq, a predicted model, not a curated record
AUGGCCCCUGCAGCGAGUAAUAUACCAGGAGCCGUCCAGCUUGCAUCAUUCUCCAGUGAAGACAUCGCUGGGAAUGCUGCAGAGCAUGCCGCCCAAGCCGACAACCCCAGCCCAGACAAGAAACGGGACAAGAAUGCGAAGAAAGGCAAGGCGUCGUCUCGGCGUGCCGAGGGCCGUUAUGAUCCAUACAGGCGCCCGAAAUCCGGUGCGGGCAGGGCCAACCAGAGAAAGAUCAUCCUUGAAGGCGGCGGCAACAACGACAACGAGGACAACCAAGACCAAGACUCCGGUCUUUCUCUCGGGUGUCCUUUUUGGAAGCAUGAUCCAGUGCGGCACAAGGAUUGCCUCAAGUACCGUCUGACGUCGACAUCUUAUAUGCUUCAGCACUUCGACCGCGUACACCCCACUCAGCCAUUUCACUGCGCGAUUUGCGGCGAGUGCUUCGAAUCCCCCGGUGAGCGCGAUGCUCACAUGCGAGAUGUCGCUUGCAAGAGAACCGAGUUCUGUCAUCCCGGGCUGACCGCGGACCAAUCCCAUCAGCUUCGCCUGGCUCGUAACAAGCUGAACGAGGCAGAGCGCUGGUACGCUAUGUACGACAUCAUCUUUCCCAGCUCUACACGACGACCAACGUCCCCGUAUGUGGGCACUUAUGAUGAAGAGCUCCUGGACGUCUUGAGACGUGCUCGUGAUUGCCUCCCCGGCUGGGAGCAGUAUCCAGAGCGGCAGCGAUUCACCUGGCUGCGCUCCGUCACGGCCGGUAAGGAUGACCUGUCAUUCCUCACCUCGGACGCCCCACCCCCCAGCCCAUCAAGCCAGCUUCCUCCCGGCCCGAUCACGGGACCAAACCUGGGUAUGGCUCCCAUGCUCUCUGAUCUCGGCUUCGAGAUCGGGUUCGAGAUCGCCGGCAGCCAGUCUGGCUCGACCUCCCAGCAAUUGUCCACCAAUGAAUUCUCCGGCACGGAAGCCGAGCUCUUCUUCAGCCCACUGGACGACUUCGCCAGCGAUACCACAGCCCCGACUUUCUCUCAGCCUGAUGAGAGCGGUUUGGACUGGCUCCGUUGGGACGAUGAGGCCUGA